This is a messenger RNA of Haliotis rubra (blacklip abalone), 1780 nucleotides long. RefSeq names its product NAD-capped RNA hydrolase NUDT12-like. Gene Ontology annotation, molecular function: NADH pyrophosphatase activity; protein binding; metal ion binding. Gene Ontology annotation, biological process: NADP+ catabolic process; NAD+ catabolic process. NCBI's taxonomy places the organism in Eukaryota, Metazoa, Mollusca, Gastropoda, Lepetellida, Haliotidae. The record is from RefSeq and is a predicted model, not a curated record. Gene Ontology annotation, cellular component: cytosol.
AAUAUAUACUGUUGCAUAAACGUUGACAGCCGCGUGAGAUCUUCUGUGGUGUCACGAGCGUGACCAAUCAAGCCGAUGAAUAUUUAAAUGAGAUUUCGUCCUCUUGUUCGACUAGGCUUCAGCUGUGCUAGCAGAAUGAGUGGAGAUCGUACUACCAGUAGUGCUGUGAAGCCCAGCAAUGUAGCCACCCAGUACCAGGAGCAGCUGUUUGACAGUGCCGCCAAGGGCAAUGUAGAUCAUGUCCUCACACUGCUUAAAGGUAAUGCUGCAGCUGUGGAUGUUGAUGCCAAGAAUGAACGUGGGUGGACAGCGCUGAUGUUUGCUGCCAGGAAUGGCCAGGUGUCUGUUAUCAAGUCUUUGUUGGAGCAAGGGUCUAGUGUGAAUGUCCUCAACUCAUCUGGUCAAACAGCUCUAGAUAUCGCCAACUUCUGGAAUCACAGUGAGGCAUCUAGUGCCCUCUCCGCCAGCACAGUUGUCCCCACCCAGGAAUGUCACAACUACUAUUCUGUCAACCCACUUAACCGGGCCUCUGACCGUAGGAAGCACCCAGAGUGGAUCGACCAAGCUGUUCGGAAGGACAACACAAAGUUCAUCAUUUUCUCAGAUCUGAAUCCAUUCCUAAAAGAAGACACAAAUGUCAAGUCAAAGAAGAAUAAAUAUAUUCUAGGUCUGUUCAGUUACAAGCAGCUUGCUGAACAUAUAGCAAAGAAACCUCUGCUGAUAUUCCUGGGGCUAGAGACAUGGGACUCUGAGUCAGCUGUGUGGUUUGCUGUUGAUGUCACAGGUUUUGAGGAGAGCAAACUGAAGGAUGUACACAAAGAUGGUUUCUUUGCAAAUCCAUUCCCAUUGACUAUGCAGAUGGAUGAGAGACAUGCUGGAAUAUUUGCUGAAGCUCGCUCUAUACUGACCUGGCAUGAUCGGUACUCAUUCUGUGCGACAUGUGGCAGCUCCAGUGUGCGCGAGGCGGGCUACAAGAGGGUAUGUGACAACGCUGACUGCCGCAGUCACAAGGGGAUCCACAACACCUGCUAUCCACGAGUUGAUCCAUCGCUCAUCAUGUUGGUUGUUUCCCCUGACGGCAGUCGAUGUCUGCUGGGCAGAAAGAAAACCUUCCCUCCCAAGAUGUUCUCCUGCCUUGCUGGCUUCAUGGAACCAGGUGAAUGUAUCGAGGACACCUGUAGGAGAGAGGUGGAGGAAGAGAGUGGGAUACAAGUAGGCCGUGUGGAGUAUCACUCUAGUCAGCCAUGGCCCUUCCCGGCUGUUCUCAUGCUGGGAUGCAUUACCCAUGCCAAGACAGAAACCAUCAAGCUUGAUAAUGAUGAUGAGCUAGAGGCUGCCCGUUGGUUCACACGGCCAGAGGUUGUCCAGAUGAUAACCCAUCAGCACCCAGAUGGUCUCUUUGUUCCACCAAAACAGGCUAUAGCCCACCAGCUCAUCAGGACAUGGGUCGGGAAGACAAGCAACCUGUAGCAACUACCUGAGGGAGGAGCGAGAGAUGGAUUGUAUGACCAGGGUAUCUGGGAAUGUCUUGACAAUCAUCUACUAAAUCACACAACAGUUAUGAAAAAUCAUGUGUGCUUUAACUAUUAAUUAUAUUUUAGUCCCACUGUUACAGAAUUCUUUCAUUUUAUUGAAGAAUUUUAAUACCUUAUUACCAUGUUUGUUUAUGUAAUGGGAUCUCAGGGUCCUCCUGGAACUCCUAUCUGUGAUAUAGACAAAUAUACAUAAAAACUAUAUACAUAAAAACUAUAUAUUCAAGUAAUAAAACAUGGAACAUGUA